Ceraceosorus guamensis is the source of this 1177-nucleotide messenger RNA. RefSeq lists its product as hypothetical. Lineage: Eukaryota; Fungi; Basidiomycota; Exobasidiomycetes; Ceraceosorales; Ceraceosoraceae. The transcript has 2 exons. The record is from RefSeq and is a predicted model, not a curated record. Bases 280 to 918 code for a protein of 212 amino acids.
CUCGUAACUUCCACAUCCACACGGCGCAUGCAUGGCGAGCUUGCUUGAUUGCACCACCAACAGCGAACGCAGCUCAGUCACGAGUCCGAGCGCAUCAAGCUUCUUUCUCCUGGAUUUUCUCGUCCCUGGAAGCCUGCAAGACCUUUUGAUCUACCUGCUGCGCAGUGCCCGUGAUCCUCAGCUUGGCCAGUGCUGCCACCCAACGCCAUUCGUGAUUUGCGAGAGCACUCGACAAAGGGCGCUUUGCAAUCCGGAAAUCCUGCCCGCUGGCAAUCUACAAUGCCGAAGCAUGCGCAGCCCAGAAGGAGCGUGGCAGUCAGAGCGCCAAAGCCGCUGCCUCCGGCCGCUGUAGCUAAAGCUGGCGAGGGCUCGAACGUGGUGGGAGCAAGUGUCGGUCCGCUUGGGAUAGGUUCAAGCAUCAGCACAGUCGAAGACAGCAGCUCAUCGCUCAUGGACGGGGCAGAAGCAGCUCCUUCGACUGAAAAGAAACCCUUUGCUCAACCUUUGCCGCCGAAAGGUGUGAGAGCUAUUCAUAGACCCCCUCAUGAUCCUAAAGUCGCUAGUGCUGCGGAAUGGAACUCUUUAUUGUGCUGGGCUAGGAGACAGCGUGGACCUCAGUGGGAUGAGAGCACCGGAUUCUGGCAGGUAGACAAGAAUAGCGCAGCGUACUACGCUUUCAGCGCUCGACCGGCAAUCAAUACUGCGCUAGACAAGACGAACAAAGUCUCUAAUUGCGACAUUGCAAGUGAAGAUGUUCAGGCGAUGCAGGGUGUCAUCGGUGCGGGAGGAUCAAAUGACAAUCUAGCGUCGAAGGGCGAAGAGCACGAAGGAGGGAUGGGAUCUGCGAACCAUCAGACCUCGUUUGAUGAUGGCAGCCCUCCUCCCGUGGGACCAGGACGAGCGGGGCGUCGGAGAUGACGACGGCGUUCCAUACUUGCGUAUGCGCAAACGAGCGUGGAUGCUACAUGAUUAAGCCAGGGAUCAUGAGUCUCCACAUUUCCGCAGGCACACUGAAACGUCCCCUGAGCCUGCAUCAAGAGCACUUGAACGGCUGGCCCAAACAAGACCGUAUAGCCUUGUAAACUGUAUUGACCAUUGUAACGAUAUUCAUGAUUACAUUGCCUACAAAUCGUCGGCUGCACUCUUGGUCAAUCGUACACGAAUUUUGCCGAUGAAU